CCUACACCUUGCUCUCUCCUUGCAUGCAAAUAUCUGCCUCUCUCCUCCUCUCCUCCUCUCCCUCCACUCGCCAUCCGCCAUUCAUUCAUCCUUCCUCUCUCCCGAACCAGUCCUUCCAAACCGCCAUCUCCCUUUCUUGACAACGUUCAGAAACGGAGGGAAGGAGAAUACUACCCACUGGGCUGCAUCGACAUCCGCACCCAGCUACCGCUCUUAGCUCCCAGCCCCGAGUUCCACCAGAGGACCGGACCAGCUAGGACAGGCCCAACCACAGAGACAGAGAGUCGGUGACAGCCUUGCAGAACACAAGUCGAGAUAUAUAUCUUGGGUUCCAGGAGCACGAGAGAGGAAUUAAUACCCCCCUCUUGUCAUACCGCCACCCCAAGUGUUAUCAUCUAGACUCAAUUGCCCCCCAUUCUGCAUUGUACUCGACCCGACUGGAAUUCUUCGGCUCGACUUCGAGGGAAUCUCAAUCUCCCCCGCCCCCGAUCCCUUCGUCCAACCAUUCCGCCCGACUCCCUACCAACCGAUCGACCCCUCAGGAUCCUCGAGAGGUCAACGGUCAACGGAAUCAACUUGUUCACCGACCUGGUAGCAGACCACCCCGCCGUCCUACCAGCAGAGCACCGGACCCGAGCAAGUCGACGCAGCUUACUCGGUCGUCAAAAGAAAAGAGAAGGAUAAGCAACGUCACCUGGGGAUCCGGAUCACUGUUGCACUACAUGAUCCUGCUCACGGUGAAGCUUUCAUAAGCUUUUUCAGGGUGUUGAGAGAGAGAGGUACAUGCCUACAGGCCAACCCAUCACAGCCAACCUUGACAAGCUUUCUAUCCUCAACUGAGGUAAUCGCGUCUUGUGGGAAACGUUAAUUCGUCGCUCCUACCCGACCUCAGGAAUUGUGUCAUUUUGUCUGUCUUGCCAGACAAUCGACCGUUAGUGAGCCGUGCAUUGCAUUUGCAGCACAGUCGCCAAACUCCACUUUUAAAACCGGCCUGUGCUCCCGGCCACUCUUCCAUCCCAUCUCCAUUUCAACCACUGUCCACCGUGGCUCUCGACUCUUCCACUUCCUCCUUUUCGGCACCAGCCAUUGUCACUCAUUAUCCAACCAAGCUGCCACACAUUCUUUACAAUCAACAACACCACACUCAUUAAUAAUACUAAUAAUAGUCGACUCGACUAGACCAUUUAAUAGUCUCUUCUAUCACCGCAUUUCAUUCCUUCGCGUCUCGACAGCCGCCGACAACCGAUUUGUUUCUUAGUGCGAAUCUUGAACGGCCCCGUCGACAACGCCAACCAAAACAAGCUUCCUGGGGAAACUUGUGUGUGUACAUUUUCGAACUGCCGAUCCCGCCAUCGACCGUUGUCCAUUCCGGGUCACUUUCACAAACAGUCCAGCAAGAUGGCUCCCCAUUCUCAACCAGUCGAGGAGGUCUUCGAGCCCGAGUACCAGAGGGUGCACCAGUUCUCUGCCGAGCGAGCUGCAAGCCUGGUCCACGCCAGGAGGUGGGACGCCAAGGUCGACAGGCAGAUCACAAUCGCCCACGAGCUCUCAAGGCUGGCCAGCGAUGAAUACCUCGAGGACAUCAUGCAACACGCAAGGCACAUGGAGGACGAGACACUACCCGAUGCCAACCUCAUCGACAUGCAGCGUGAGAUCCAGUGGUUCAUGCGGCCCUACCUGAUCGACUUCCUGAUCGAGGCACAUGCCGCUUUCUCGCUGCUUCGGGAAACCCUCUUCCUGACCAUCAACCUGCUUGAUAGGUACUGCUCUAAGCGGGUGGUAUACAAGCAGCACUACCAGCUUGUUGGCUGCGCCGCCCUCUUGAUCGCGGCCAAGUACGGUGACAAGAAGGACCGUGUCCCCCAGAUCAACGAGCUCAACAACAUGUGCUGUGGUCUGUACGACGCUGGCAUGUUCACCCAGAUGGAGAUGCACGUCCUCAACACACUGGAGUGGAACAUCGGCCACCCCACCGUCGACUUCUUCCAGUCCAUCAUCUGGGCCGACGAGCAGGACGACCGUGAGGUCAGGGACAUGACCGCCUACCUCUGCGAGAUUGCCCUCUACCACCGCGACUUCGUCUCCACGAAGCCAUCGAUCAUGGCACGUGCCUCUCACGCCCUGGCACGGGCGAUCCUCAACCGCCCCGAGGUCAACGACGGCGAGUGGGACCGUGACUGCCGCGACACGCUGCUGACCCUGUCUCAACACCUGCACCAGCCCUCCGUCACGCUCUCACGCAAGUACUCGUCCAACCACUUCUCUCGUGUCUCGACGAAGCUCGCCGACUUCCUGGCGCAACAGGCUGCCAUCCAACGACCACAGGUCAACGGACCCGCAACUCCCCCGGCCGAGUGCGGCAGCUCUCCCCAGAGUGCCGACAUUUACAGCACCCCCCUCAAGGGCCACGGUUCAGCUCCUGGUGUUGCCGAUGGCUACAUGACGCCACCCAUCACCCCCGACGGUGCCUCGUUCGGUGUCAACGGCCAGGUUGAGGGCUACAACCAGCUCCCACCACGGUGUCCAGUUACUCCCACCCCGCCAAGCAGCCAGGUGAACGGGUUCCCACGACCUCCACAAGCAGCAUCACAAUACAACGUGACAUACUUCGAUGGACAGCCAAAUGCCGUGGCUCACUAGAAGACGAGCCGCGAUGCGGCCCUCGCGGGCUUGCGAAACUCUUUCCAUCGUAUCUUGUCCUUGUUCACCUCUACUCUACCCGAGGACAAGGGUAAUUCAUAUCUUCGUCAUUGGGCAUACAAAGUGUAUUGAUUAUUCAUGGAGACGGACCUAAAAUAAGACUGCAUCUGGAUUUGGAUACCAGCGUCAUGGCAUUUAGCGAGUUUGAUAUUCACACGCACAUGUUUGCUUCUCGUCUCAAAAGACUUUUCACUUCGAUUCGGCAUGUCCGCACACUUUUCUUCUCAUUACUCCCAGUCCACCUCACAUUGGGGUUCUUGUCAGGAGGGCUGUUAUACCCCAAAAUCCCCCAAAUCGUUUUGAAAAAAGAUCAAGUGCCUCCCCCCCCCCCUGGGACUUGCACCCAGGCACCACUCGAGAAGGCGUGCACCUAAUACUACCGACCUACCGGGGGCAGACCAAAUUGGCUCUGCUGAAUACGAGCGCGAAGACGAGGCCGAAGAUGGGUUUGGAGAUGUUCCCUGAAGAAAAGGGCAGCAACCGUCUCACUUCGAGGCUGGGGAAAGCUCCAGUUACCGACACAACUGUUUUGGAAAGCAUCGAUUGGCACUUAGUGGAAACACCAAGGAAGUCGGCCAGCAAGCGAAGCCUGGAACAGUGGGACGACCAAGUGUACCUGGUCGGGUCGGCAGCCUCGGUUUCAGCCUAGCCUCGGGAGGAUUGUGUUGAAGUGGGUGCUCAGCCCGUGGUGAGCACCUCGGGUUGCCUGGGGAACAGGCAUGGGAUGAACUGGCAGGGACAGAAUGCUACGGCUGCUCCUUGGUCGAGGAAAAAACAAAAAAAGAGGGUUUCAUUUAUUUUCUUGUGUACAAACGGCGUGGAGAGGGUUCGUGGAAAGGUAGGAACACGGGCGGCCACAGAGCCCCCCCGAAUGGAGGGAAGGAUUAUGGACUACUUCGGCGCUCAUUCGACGACGCACCACAACCAGCACCGGUACGAAAAGACGGAUACAAGUCAUCGUCCAGCAUCCAUCAUACCCGCAUUGGCCUCGUGUGCUACAGCGGUAAUCUUUAUUGGGGAGCAGCGAGGGAAGGCUGCUAUAGCUUAGCUGUAUUCUAUUCUAUUCAUCAGAUGAACAGAAUCGGAAAAGAAAAAAAGACUUAUUGUCUCUG
Messenger RNA from Diaporthe batatas, 3812 nucleotides. RefSeq lists its product as uncharacterized. The transcript is spliced from 4 exons. Gene Ontology annotation, molecular function: cyclin-dependent protein serine/threonine kinase regulator activity. Gene Ontology annotation, biological process: regulation of cyclin-dependent protein serine/threonine kinase activity; mitotic cell cycle phase transition. Gene Ontology annotation, cellular component: cytoplasm; cyclin-dependent protein kinase holoenzyme complex; nucleus. The record is from RefSeq and is a predicted model, not a curated record. The coding region runs from base 1399 to 2640 and encodes 413 amino acids. Lineage: Eukaryota; Fungi; Ascomycota; Sordariomycetes; Diaporthales; Diaporthaceae.